AUGCGCAACUUCGCAGCUCUGGGUCUGCUCGGCGCAGCCGCCCUGGCCGCCGCUUCCGACGUUGUCGACCUUAAGCAGGACACCUUCAAGGGUUUCGUCGAGGAGAACGACCUCGUCCUCGCAGAGUUCUUUGCCCCCUGGUGCGGACACUGCAAGGCACUUGCACCCGAGUACGAGGAGGCCGCUACAACCCUCAAGGAGAAGAACAUUGCCCUGGCCAAGAUUGACUGCACCGAGGAGGCCGACCUCUGCCGUGACCACGGUGUCGAGGGCUACCCUACCCUCAAGGUCUUCAGAGGCCUCGACAAUGUCUCUCCCUACAGCGGCCAGCGCAAGGCCCCUGCCAUCGUCUCAUACAUGACCAAGCAGUCCCUCCCCGCCGUCUCCAUCGUCGACAAGGCCACCCUUGAGGACUUCAAGACCGCCGACAAGGUCGUCCUGGUCGGUUACUUCGCCGCUGAUGACAAGGCUUCCAACGAGACUUUCACCGCUGCCGCCAACGGCCUCCGCGACAACUUCCUUUUCGGUGCCACCAACGAUGCCGCUCUCGCCAAGGCCGAGGGUGUCAAGCAGCCCUCGAUCGUUCUUUACAAGAGCUUCGACGAGGGUAAGAACACCUUCGAGGAGAAGUUCACCAAGGAAGCCAUUACCACCUUCGCCAACACCGCCUCCGUUCCUCUGAUUGGUGAGGUCGGCCCUGAGACCUACUCUGGCUACAUGGCCGCCGGUAUCCCCCUCGCCUACAUCUUCGCCGAGACUCCCGAGGAGCGUGAGACUCUUGCUACCUCCCUCAAGUCGGUCGCCGAGAAGCACAAGGGCAAGGUCAACUUUGCUACCAUCGACGCCAAGGCCUUCGGUCAACACGCCGGUAACCUCAACCUCGAGGUUGGCAAGUGGCCCGCCUUCGCCAUCCAGGACACCCAGAAGAACCAGAAGUUCCCCUUCGAGGGCACUGACCUUUCCACAAAGAAGAUUACCAAGUUCCUUGACGACUUUGUUGCCGGCAAGGUUGAGCCCAGCAUCAAGUCUGAGCCCAUCCCCGAGAAGAACGACGGACCCGUCACUGUUAUUGUUGCCAAGAACUACGACGAGAUUGUCAUGAACGCCGACAAGGAUGUUUUGGUUGAGUUCUACGCUCCCUGGUGCGGUCACUGCAAGUCCCUUGCUCCCAAGUACGAGGAGCUCGGUGAACUGUUCAAGCCUCACUCCAACAAGGUCACCAUCGCCAAGGUCGAUGCCACUGCCAACGAUGUUCCCGAUGAGAUUCAGGGUUUCCCUACCAUCAAGCUCUUCCCCGCCCACGGCAAGGGUGAGCCUAUUGAGUACAGCGGUGCCCGUACUGUUGAGGACCUUGCCACUUUCAUCCGUGAGAACGGUAGCAACAAGGUUGAUGCUGACGCUUCAAGCGAUGAUGUUGAGACUGCCGGUAUGCCCAAGCAGGCUGAGGCUGCCACCGAGGGUGUCGCCGCUAAGGUCGCUGGUGCCGUUAAGGACGCAGUUGUCGAGAAGGCUGGUGAGGCUGCCGCUGUUGUCAAGGAUGGUCUCGUCGACAGUGACGGUGACCUCGCCGAGCACGAUGAGCUUUAA
Aureobasidium melanogenum CBS 110374 is the source of this 1587-nucleotide messenger RNA. Its product is annotated as disulfide isomerase PDI1 protein. Gene Ontology annotation, cellular component: endoplasmic reticulum. The record is from RefSeq and is a predicted model, not a curated record. Gene Ontology annotation, molecular function: protein disulfide isomerase activity. The transcript is spliced from 4 exons. Gene Ontology annotation, biological process: response to endoplasmic reticulum stress; protein folding. Lineage: Eukaryota; Fungi; Ascomycota; Dothideomycetes; Dothideales; Saccotheciaceae. The coding region runs from base 1 to 1587 and encodes 528 amino acids.